ACGCUACUAAUCGAAGCCGGAUUAUUAUUUCAAAAUAAAAGUGCUUGUGACGUUUAACGUUACUUCGGAAAUACGCAUGCGCAUUUAUGCUGUCUCGCUACACGUGGAACAUGGAGUCCCCACGAGAUAAAUUAGAUCUCGAUCGCUCUCAGGUAAAGAAAGCUGUACAUGCAUUACUGGCAUAUAUAAAGAGCAGCUCCUCGUCCCAAAAGCUCUUAGAGAACGAUGGUCAGGCCAUCUCUCUACUGUUAACUCUAUGGACAAUCCCUAAAAAGGAGCAAAAAAUUCGCAUUCCUUUACCCCAUGGGCUGAGGACAGAAUCCGGAGACGUGUGUCUCUUCACCAGAGAUGAACCCAAAAUGACCUCCGAACAGACAGUGAGAUUCUACAAGAAGUUGCUCAAAGUGAGAGGGAUCCAAAAUGCCAUAGAGGUGAUUCCUUUCAACAUGUUGAAAACUGAGUAUAAGCCGUUUGAAGCCAAAAGAAAACUGCUGGGCAACUUUGAUUUGUUUCUGUCAGACGCACGCAUCCACCGCAGGUUACCCUCCCACAUUGGGAAGCAUUUCUAUGAAAGGAAGAAGGUUCCUCUGUCGGUGGAUCUGGAGAGUAAGCAUCUAGCCAGAGACAUGGAGCGCCUCAUUCAUGGCACCACACUCACGGUCUCAAAUAAAGGCUCUUGUUGCAUGGUACGUGUAGCACAUUCAGACAUGACAGCAGAUGAGAUGGUUGAGAAUGUGAUGACGGCUCUUUCCACCAUCUCUGCAAAGUUAUCAACGUCAGGAAAAAACAUAAAAAUCAUUCAUUUGAAGAGUCAGACUUCAGUUGCGCUGCCCAUCUACACCUCUGACCUGAGUCACCUCGCAUUGGUGGAGGAGGCCCGCAAGGAAGCCCGUUUAAACAAGGGAGCACAAAAGAGGAAGAGAGCAAACAAGAAUACAGAAGUGUCAGAGCUGAUAACAAAAGAAACCGGGGAAGAGGAAGAGGAGGAGAUACCUCAGCUGGUGCCUUUCGAGACACCAACCAAAAAGCCAAAACGGGAGAUCAUAUCUAAAAAAGGACUGAAAAAAGCACCCAAGCCUGCUGCUGGCAAAGGACUAAAGAAAACCAUAAAAGACACAAAACUGACCAAGAAAAUACCAAAGGUCACAGCAUGUGAUCUGAAAAGAAAAGCUAAAAACAAAUAAAACAAAAUUGUAAAUGCUAU
This is a messenger RNA of Carassius carassius (crucian carp), 1204 nucleotides long. RefSeq names its product ribosomal L1 domain-containing protein 1-like. The record is from RefSeq and is a predicted model, not a curated record. The transcript has 9 exons. Lineage: Eukaryota; Metazoa; Chordata; Actinopteri; Cypriniformes; Cyprinidae. The coding region runs from base 87 to 1184 and encodes 365 amino acids. Gene Ontology annotation, cellular component: 90S preribosome.